AUGUCUCUCCGCGCAGUGGUCGCUGCCUGUGCAAUCUUUGCCUUGGCAAGCGUCAAUGCUAACCCCUGCAAGCCGUCUUCCAGCAGUUCAGCGUCAAUUGGCUCGACCGUGACACUUUCAACCAGCACCCAGACCGAGGCAAGCUCCUCCACCGAUGCAUCAUCGACAGCGCUCAUCUCAAUAACGACAACCACCGCUGCUGAGGAGACGCCAUCUGCAGCAGCUGAGACCAGUGCGACCAGUACGACAUCUGCUGCACCUGAAGAGACGCUCUUCCUUCUAAACGCCGGGUUCGAUAAUGGGGGCGCUGGCUGGACAGCAGGCCCGGGGGCUGGUUUUCUUUCUGACGCAAACUACCGCACAAAUCCUGGUUCCGCGGUGGUCGCCGUCACUGAGGUUGGGGAGGCCUCUGCGUCCUGGAUCUCGGCACAGCUCGGCAACCUAGUGCCCGGGCAGGAAUAUGAAGUUUCUUUGUACUGGUUUCUAGACUGGUUCGUCCCCGGCGGAGACCAAUGCACAUAUGGGUUCUUCCUCGACGGUGUUGGCCACACAUACGCGGCCUCCUGGAUUAAUGGCGACAGGAGCUUGCGCCGUAUCUCGGAUAGCUUUACUGCUGCCCGAGCCAAUCCUGUUUUCGAGUUUAAGUUGUGGUGCACCUACUUCUACGACACUGGAGAAUCAGACUGGAGUCCACUUGUCAAUGCUUAUAUUGAUGAUGCAGAUAUUAUCGCUACUUAA
This is a messenger RNA of Fusarium redolens, 738 nucleotides long. RefSeq lists its product as uncharacterized. The record is from RefSeq and is a predicted model, not a curated record. The transcript is spliced from 2 exons. Bases 1 to 738 code for a protein of 245 amino acids. Lineage: Eukaryota; Fungi; Ascomycota; Sordariomycetes; Hypocreales; Nectriaceae.